AUAAUCAAAGGAGAAGAUUAUACUGUGUUCAAAGGUAUUCCUUAUGCAAUGCCCCCUGUAGGAUAUCUACGUUUUCAGCUUGUUACUAAGCCAAAAGCAUUGCAUAUGCCAAAAGAGCCGGCUAAGUGGCGAGGUGUGAUGAACGCUACUCAAUUUAGUGCACUAUGUGUACAGCGGAUGGAUUCGCUCGCCACUGAUCCAGAAAGGCAUACGGCUCAUUUUUCUGAAGACUGCCUCUAUCUAAAUGUAUUCUCACCUACUCCUUAUCAAUACACAAAUGAUACUUAUCCCGUCAUUGUAUUCAUACAUGGAGGAGAUUUCCAAUCUGGUGGAGGAAGCGAUUAUCCUCAACAGGCGAUUCUUGAUAACUUUGUGUCGCGCAAGAUUAUCUUCGUUACAUUUAACUACCGGCUAGGUCCAUUAGGUGAGUCUGUCAAUUACGAUUACAAAUUUUCAUCGCAGUAUCCAACAUCACAUUGUAGAUUAGCUUCAACAAACCUCAUAACUCUAGGUUUUCUCUCCACUGGUGAUAAGAUACUUCCUGGUAACAUAGGAUUGUGGGAUCAGAUCUGGGCUCUGAAAUGGGUCAAA
Molecule: messenger RNA, 591 nt
Organism: Cylicostephanus goldi
Lineage: Eukaryota; Metazoa; Nematoda; Chromadorea; Rhabditida; Strongylidae
Source: the annotation of a GenBank genome assembly